This is a messenger RNA of Portunus trituberculatus (swimming crab), 855 nucleotides long. RefSeq lists its product as uncharacterized. The record is from RefSeq and is a predicted model, not a curated record. The transcript has 3 exons. The coding region runs from base 1 to 855 and encodes 284 amino acids. NCBI's taxonomy places the organism in Eukaryota, Metazoa, Arthropoda, Malacostraca, Decapoda, Portunidae.
AUGGUCGACCCAAUUCAGGGUGAAAGUGAGGGUGGACAGGAUGAACCGACAACGCGCACCAACUGGCUUUGGCGGCGAGCUGACUGGGAGGCACUGAGAGCUGAGCUCAGCCAGACAAACUGGGAGGAUCGUCUCACUGGCACCCUUAACGAACAGGUGGAGGCCUUCACCAGUCACCUGCUGUCCCUUCAGUCAAACCGCCAUCCAAGGUGGAAGACUGACCUGACUGCAAAGCUCUCAGGUCAGAAUGUUGGUAAGAAGGAGUGGUGGAGUAGCUUGAAGCAGCAGCAGGGCCUGGCCACGGACUCCACCAUCCCCCCACUCACCACACCGAGCGGUGAGGUAGUGACGAGAGGGAGGGACAAAGCCGAGCUAUUCUCCGCCCACUUCUCCACCAAAAUGAGUGUUACCCACCCAAACAACACUCCACCCAGGAUCCCAGUGCUAACAACUGCUGAGCUGGACAGCCUGCACAUCACCAUGGAGGAGGUGAUGGCCCUGCUCAGCAAGACCGACACGAAGAAGGCUCUGGGACCAGACAACAUCAGCCCUCACAUACUCAGGCAAUGUGCAGCUGAGCUCGCCACUCCACUCACCCAGCUCUACCGGGAAUGCCUCACUUCCCAAACAUGGCCAGCACUCUGGAAGCAGGCCAGAGUGGUGCCUGUACACAAGAAGGGUAGCAGGGCGGAUCCUAAGAACUACAGGCCCAUCUCUCUCUCUCCGUGGUGGGGAAGACGCUGGAAGUCCUCAUCACGAGAAAAGUCACCGCCUUCCUCGACGCCCACCACCUCCUUAACUCAAAGCAGUUUGGGUUCAGGCAGGGUAAGUCGGCAGCCGACCUGCUUCUCCUAA